Messenger RNA from Caenorhabditis angaria, 1866 nucleotides. Lineage: Eukaryota; Metazoa; Nematoda; Chromadorea; Rhabditida; Rhabditidae. The record is from the annotation of a GenBank genome assembly.
AUGUCAAAUGAUAGUGAGUUUUGCAAGCUCGAAAUAAACACGCAACGCAAACCGCGCCGCGCCACAACACACUCAAAAAAGGGAACGAUUCAAAUUCCCUCCCUUUUUUGUGUGUGUUGUGGCGCGGCGCGGUCUGCGUUGCGUGUUUAUUUCGGUGGACAUAGAUAAAAUGGGUCCCCAGAAUCGGGGUGAGGGGUUUAACUUUUUUCAAAAAAUCUGAAGGGAAGGGUCCCUAACUUGGCCAAUUUCCUGCUGAUAAUUUACCAAAAUUCCCAGAUUUGUCCAAAAUUCGCUCAAAAAUGUGAGGAAGGUGUUUAACUUUGGAAAAUUUUCAAGGAGGGACCCUAACUUUAAAAACUGACUCGGAGGACCUAUUUUAUGUAUGUCGGUGGAGCUCUUUCGAGCUCAAAUUUAUGAAAAUUGAGCUUUUUGAAGCUGAAAAUCAUGAAAAUUGAGCUGAAAAUUAUGAAAAUUGACUUUCUAAAGCUGAAAAUUAUGAAAAAUGACAUUUUUGAGCUGAAAAUCAUGAAAAUUGAGUUGAAAAUCAUGAAAAUUGACUUUCUGAAGCUGAAAAUUAUGAAAAAUGACAUUUUGGAGCUGAAAAUCAUGAAAAAUGUUCAGAAAAUCAUGAAAAAUGACAUUUUUGAGCUGAAAAUCAUGAAAGAAUUUGAAUCGUUCCCUUUUUUGUGUGUUGUGGCGCGGCGCGGUCUGCGUUGCGUGUUUAUUUCGGUGGAGCGCGUGGAGAUUUUCGAUAAUAAUCUAACCGUUUUCUUGUUUCAGAAAGAGGAAAACGAUCAAAGUAUCAAAAAACUGAGGAAAGAUCAAGAAAUAAUAACAGUGCUGAAACAUGCAAACCGGAUGCGCCAACAAAUGGAGAAAGAAAGGCUCAACGAAAAUUGAUCACAAAAUUUGUUGGAAGAACUUUGGAAAAAGGACCAACAGGUUUGCGAGCUGAAUUUCAAGGAAUGAAAAGAUCGAAUGAUUUUGGGAAGAUGAAAGCAUUCAAAGAAGCUCAAGAAUUUGGUCGAAAUCGUUAUAAAGAUGUUGGUUGUUUGGAUAAUUGUCGUGUUAAAUUAACAACACCAUGGCCAAAUGAAUAUAUUCAUGCAAAUUAUGUAUCAACACCAAAUAAUCCAAAAAGAUUCAUUUGUACACAAGCUCCACUUGAGAAAACCUGUGCUGAUUUUUGGUUUAUGUGUUUACAAGAACGUGUUGAAACAAUAUUCAUGUUAUGUAAUUUUACUGAAAAAGGAACAAAAAAAUGUCAUGAAUAUUUUCCCAAAUCUGAUAGUUUAACAUUUGAAGAAGGAGAAUUCAAAAUUGUUGUCAAAUUUGAAAAUUCGAAAAAUGUGAAAUUCAAAGGGAAAGGAAUUAAAGCAAAUGUUGUUGAAACACAAUUAACAGUUGAAGGACCAAAUGAUAUGUCGAUUAAAUUAACACAUUUACAUUGGAUUGAUUGGCCUGAUCGUGGUGUUCCACCAGCUGAUUUAGCUAUUAUUGAAUUGUUAAAUAAAGCAAGACAAUCAAAGUGAGUUCUAGAUCUACUUGAUGUUCAAACAUCUAUAAAUAUCUUAUUUCAGAGGUCCAAUUGCUGUUCAUUGUUCAGCUGGAAUUGGUAGAACUGGAAGUGUUGUAAUGAUUGAAUAUAUAAUGGAACAAAUGUUAUCGAAUCAACAAAUUGAUGAUACCGAUAAAAUUAUGUUGAAAAUUCGUGAACAACGCAAUAAUUCGGUGCAAACUGAUCAUCAAUAUUUAUUUGUUCAUCAAGUUAUUAUGAAUUAUUUUCGUUUUCGAAAAUUAUUCGAUCCAACUAUUGAAGCACUUCAUGAUGAUUUUACCAAGAAUUAUUUGAAACUCGUCAUUUGA